AUUUCGAUUGUGUUGGUACGUGAGAGAAGCGAGCAAAAGCGCAUAAGCCAUCAGAAGCCCAUUGCUGGUAAAAUUUUGUCCUAUUUUAUUCGCUUUUAUAUUGUUCCGCCGGUUGCCGGAAGAGUAAUCGAACUUUUGAGCUAGUAAAGUAGUUUCCCAAGCAAGAAAAAGCAACCAUGGUAGCGACUAAGAAGUCCUUCAACGUCGGUGAUUUGGUAUUUGCCAAAGUUAAAGGUUACCCGCCCUGGCCAGCUAAGAUUACCAAAAUUGAGAAAAACAAGUACAAUGUGUAUUUUUACGGCACAGGAGAAACCGCCAAUAUUAAACUGGAGGAUUUGUUUAUCUAUCGUGAUACGAAAGAAAAAUAUGCCACUGAGAAGAUUAUGAAACGCAAAGGAUUCAAAGAAGCCAUCAUUCAAAUCGAGUCCGCUUUGAAUGGCGAAGAUCCUAGUCCGAUUGCGCUCGUUGGUCAGUCCUCUUCGCUACCGGCAAAUGAAUCAAAACCGGAAAGUUAUUUAAACACGACCGAGGCUAGCUUCAACGCUUCCCGUAUAUCGGCCAAUUCCACCGUGCUUGAUACAUCUAUAAAAACGGAAAAGGAUGAGUCCCAUAAUGGUGAAAAGCCUUUCAAGAAUGUAAGCGUUAGUAACAAACCUGUCAAGGAAGAAGGUAAGAAACAAAUUAAAAAAGAGGCACUUGACACUACCGAAACUAUAUCGGUGAAUAAGCGGAGUAUUGGAGAUGAAAAACAAGUUAAAGACGAACCGGUUCAGUCCAGUCCUGUCAAAGAACAACCGGAAGUCAUCAGUCGCAGUGGACGCAAAAUCAAACCGAAACGGUUUCUAGACGGAGAAGACGAAGAUAUUUCUGUCAGUCCUUCGCCUGCCAAGAAGAAAGCGCCAGCUCCGAAGGAAAAAGUAACCCCCACAGCUGUGCCUCCCAAGAAGCCCAAUCCGUUUGAUAAAAUCGAAAGUGAACGUGUUUAUUUUCUCAAGUUGGAACGAGAAUUGGUAGAAUUGAAUCUAGAAAUUAAGUCCUGCGUUGGAUUAGCCAAAGCUGAUCCGGAAAAAUGCGUAGAUUUGAUGGAACAAUAUCAAAAAUUAAAAGUAACACCGACAAUGUUGAAAAAGAACCCGAAUUGUGUAGAAACUAUGAAACGUCUUAGAAAGUACGUCGGUAAUGCAAAAGCUUGGAAUAUGGCAGACGAGGAGCGAAUCAAAUUUGACUUUCAGGCGCAACAAAUUCGAUCCAAGGCCGAGCAAAUCUACAGUCAAUUCAAGACAAUGUUCCCAGUUCCGGAUGGUAGCAUACCUUUCUGGGAGGCUUUUUGUGAGGAGGUUACCAAAUUCGCGCAAGCAACUAAGCAUCUGAGUCAGGAGGAGCUAUUUCUACUUGUAGACGAAACAGAUCUCAAAAAUAGUACCGACAACGAAAAGAACGGCAAUAGCACUGACGAUGCAGAUGACGAAGACGAACAAAACAACAGUACAGUAUCGAAUACGGCAAAUGAAGAAAGUGCGUAAAUUUUUAAUUGAUGAUUUCACAAAUAGGUAAAUCAUCCAUACAAUUGAAAAGGGUAUGAUUGAUUAGUUUAAAUUUUAAAAACAUACUCGCAACGUGAGUAUAUGAUUAGACUAUUCAAACACAAGAAAAUUUUGAGGUUUUCAAUGCUUUUGAGUAUUUCCGAAGAUAGUGUGACUUUAAUUAUCGGGGGUAUGUAGCACUUGUUGCAAAUAAAUUGACCACCAAAUAGCACACUUGAAUGAAGCAUUCUUUCGGACAGUGAACAUGAUUUUUAUUGAUAGUUAUUGUAAUAAAAACCAUCUUAAACGUUUGAAUUUGCUAUUUUAUUACCAAUUUUGUGGCAAUGCACUUAAUGUUCAACUUUUAAAUGAACUUUACGCGAGCAAACCAAGCUGCACAAUGUGUGUAACUGGAAGAUAUGAGACGUUCAGACGACCCAAUAAAUGUCCAUCUUUAUGAAUACCAUUCAAAUGAAUAAUAAAACUUGCAAAAAUUGAUUAAAUAGGUUUUUAUUGUGUACAUGAAAAUUAAGAAAAAAGUAACAUCCUGCUAAAAAUAAAAUAAGUUUAUUCAGUUUUUUA
This is a messenger RNA of Malaya genurostris, 2105 nucleotides long. RefSeq names its product hepatoma-derived growth factor-related protein 2-like. Gene Ontology annotation, cellular component: nucleus. The record is from RefSeq and is a predicted model, not a curated record. Gene Ontology annotation, biological process: regulation of transcription by RNA polymerase II. The transcript has 9 exons. NCBI's taxonomy places the organism in Eukaryota, Metazoa, Arthropoda, Insecta, Diptera, Culicidae. The coding region runs from base 177 to 1523 and encodes 448 amino acids. Gene Ontology annotation, molecular function: transcription coregulator activity; double-stranded DNA binding.